UCACGUCGUACAUUUGAUUACAGAUUACUCACUGCUCACGCGUGUGUGGCCACAAAUAACACGCGUCCAUGACCACGAACUAAACGCGUGCUCAGCUCAACGUAGUCCGCACUCAGCAGUUCCUCACCUAGAGCCCAACCGCACAUCCACGUGUCACCGACGACCCCAAACUCCGACGCCGGCCGGCCAGCAGCCAGCCGCCGACCACACCCACACCUCAACACGAAACAAGUAAGACCGCCGUCCACGAGCGCGACGACCUAUAUCGCCACCCUAGCUGCCCUCUCGUCGCCGGCGACGGCGAGCGAACCGUCCGACACGUGCAGCACGCGUCCACGCGAUGAGCCGUUUGCCCUCGGACUCGGAGCCAUGAAGGCCUCGCUGAAGCUUCGUGACGAAGCCGGGCCGCUGCUCCGCGCGAAGCUCCCCGUUGCGCUCUUCUCCGUGCCCGCCGUCGCAUCGCUCACCGCCGGCGACCCAGCCGACCUCCGCCUCUCCCUCGCCACCGCCGCCGCGGCGCUCCCGUCGCUCCGCCUCUCCUACGCGCCGAACCGCCCCGCGGGAUCGUCCCCGUUCUCCCUGUCCCUCGUCCUCGGCUCCGGCCCCGGAGGCUGCCCCUCCUCCGGGCCGGCCGGCGCCUCCGCCAUCACCAUGGCAGUCGAGGUCAGCGCCGCGGGCGCCGUCUCCUUCUCGCUCGCGCUCAAGCCCUCGCUCGGCGACUUCACCGUGCGCAAGCGGUUCGAGUCAGCCGGCGGAUCAGGCGGGACUUCGCCGUCGGAGGUGACGAUGAGGAGCGUCGUGCCGGUGCGCGGCGGCGCAGGGGCGGUGAGGAUCCGGUGGGGCGUGAGGAUACCCGCCGAGAUAACCGCCACCGGGGAGGCCGGCGCGGCUGGAGUGAUUCUGCGGAGGCUGCCGUUCUUGGUUCUUGGCAAGGUGACGGUGGAGACGCGGUCAGGGAAGCCAGCGCCCGCGCCGGAGGUUGCGGUGCAAGAGGAGGCGGCGGUGCAGAAGGCGAGGACGGAGAACGAGAAGCUGAGAAAGGAGGUGGAGAAACUCAGGGCGACAGCAGAGGAGGGCAGGAAGAAGGAGACAUCAGUGUUGGCCGGUGCCCGCCGGGACAACGGCGGAAGGUCGCCGGAGAUGGUAGGAAACUAGGAAAUGAAAUGGCGCUGAUGUAAUGCUGUCGGCCUGUCGGGGUUAGAUUUUUUUCUUUAUUUUUAAUCUGCGUAGAGCAAUACGUGCGAAUGUGCUACUACUUGUACAUAUGUAGGAAUAUUAUGUGCAUAUGUACAUAGAAAUAU
Lolium perenne is the source of this 1301-nucleotide messenger RNA. RefSeq lists its product as uncharacterized. The record is from RefSeq and is a predicted model, not a curated record. NCBI's taxonomy places the organism in Eukaryota, Viridiplantae, Streptophyta, Magnoliopsida, Poales, Poaceae.